AUUUUACACACUCGCUGAAUUGCCGUUGUGCAGAAAUUACGUCUGUAUUCAAAAUGACUCGCAUGUGCACAAGUUAGACAAUAAAUAUUUCCAUUAAGACAAUAAUUUACCGUCGAAACUAUUUGGACCACCAGGACGAGGUGGAUGAAUGUUACUUAUCUUUGAAACGGACUGAGAAAAUAUGCCUGAGAUAAAAGUUACACCGCUGGGUGAGUUACUCACUGUGGCUAAAAAUUUAGCAUCUGUAAAGCUAGUUCCGUCAACAUCAUAAACCAACAGCUGAGAAACUUCAGUUAACUGAAUAUUUCACUCUCAGUCGAAAUUUAAUUGAUGUAUUAUUUAUUUUUAUGGUUGCAAGCAGCUUGUUAGUGCCUGGUUUUAGUCUUUUUUAACAAAUAUUAGCCAGUGAAGAAGCUAAGUUAGUGAGUUGGUGGUGCGCUCACUGACUUCUCUCCUCUCUCCAAGGUGCUGGACAGGAUGUCGGUCGCAGCUGCAUCCUCGUCUCUAUCGGAGGCAAAAACAUCAUGCUGGACUGUGGGAUGCACAUGGGAUACAAUGAUGAUGUGAGUUUUAUGUUUCAAUCUAAAAUGACAAAGAAAAUGACUUGUUUAACUUCUCACAUGACAAAAAUACUCCUAUAAAAGUGAAGGAGAAAAGGACACAUGCAGAAACAGAAAAAUAAAUAAAAGAGAGAGUCAAAACGUAAGAUGUUAUGCUGAAUGUAUAAGUUUAACCGCGUAAAAACAUUGUGAAUUAAGUCUGCUAUGGUAAAGUUGCAUUUAUUGAUUGGUUUUCUGACAGAUUUAUAAUUUAAUUUAGACUGUUAGAGAGGAGUCUGCCACUACAUAAACUGUAAUAGCAGGGAUUUAAAUUCUGUGUUGUUAUCUCAGAUUUCUCUCUGUUUUAUAAUUAUCUGUAAUCAUCUGUGUUUUCAUUGCAGAGGCGGUUCCCAGACUUUUCUUAUAUCACUCAGAACGGACGUCUGACGGAGUUCUUGGACUGUGUGAUCAUCAGGUUUGUUGUCUUAAAGGGAUAUUCCAGCGUAAAAUUAAUUUAGGGUCAAACACACCAUAACACUGAGUUAAACACCCCGUCGAGAGAUGAAUGUUGCCGACCGCUUGCUUCUCUAGUUAUACCAACUUUAGUAACGACCGCAGGAUAGCAAUCAAAGUGAUCUGAGGAGCCGUAAACAAACCUCAACCAAAACGCCACUCUAUAGCCACAAAUAAUGCUCAGAACAGCACCUAACUUCAUCUACAGGACAUAUAGGGUCACAGCCGUAGUACUAGACACCAAACAUCUUUUUAACUUUGACUAAUUUCUUUAGCAAAGAGACUAAACACAACUCACCUACUCUCUUCCAGCAGCCGCUUAUUUGUAGUGAGACCUCCGGCCAGUCCAUUACGGACUCCUGCGGGGUGACGCAGCUCAAGGAAGAACAUUUAUGAUCAUUUCUUUAUCAUUUACUUGAAGUAAUAAUCACCAUAUUAAUCAUUUUGCACUGCAGACGCGGUAGUUCUUCUGCCUUAGCGUCUCGGUCUGAUUGUAUUUCCAUGAAGAAAUUAUCAUAAAUGUUCUUCCUUGAGCUGCGAAACUCCGCUGUAGUCCGUAAUGGACUGGCCUGAGGUCUCGCUACAGACAAGCGGCUACUGGAAGAGAGUAGGUGAGUUGUGUUUAGUCUCUUUGAUUAAGAAAUUAGGCAAAGCUAGAAAGAUGUUUGGUGGCUAGUGCUGUGGCUGGGACCCUAUAUGUCCUGUUGACCCAAACUUAAUUUUACGCCGGAAUAUCCCUUUAACAUUUACAGGACACACAACAACUCUUCUCUAUCUUUAACUUCAUGAUAUCAGUAAAUUAAUCAAGCGUUCUGACCUGAUUUUACUCAGCCAUUUUCACCUGGACCACUGUGGCGCUCUGCCCUACAUGAGCGAGAUGGUGGGUUACGACGGUCCCAUUUACAUGACCCACCCGACAAAAGCCAUCUGUCCCAUUCUGCUGGAGGAUUUCAGAAAAAUCACAGUGGACAAAAAGGGCGAAACCAACUUCUUCACCUCUCAGAUGAUCAAGGAUUGCAUGAAGAAAGUGGUGCCUCUGAACCUGCACCAAACUGUCCAGGUGCGGUACUCGUAUUUCACGUCUGCUGUGUUUCCAGGUAUCUGUUGCUUAAUCAUCUGUGCGCCAGCUGCUCGUCUCUUUUGAUGGCGAAUCAAGCUGUUUCUGUUGUGCUGCUGGCAGGUGGAUGAUGAGCUGGAGAUCAAGGCGUACUAUGCAGGCCAUGUCCUGGGAGCUGCCAUGGUGCACAUCAAAGUGGGAUCAGAGUCUGUGGUCUACACUGUGAGUAAACAGAUCUGCACUGCAUUAGUCAGUCAGUUUGAGCGCUCACAUCUCAUGCUGUUUGUUUUUUUUUUUGUUUUGUUUUCAGGGAGAUUAUAACAUGACUCCUGACAGGCACCUCGGGUAAGCGACCUCGGCUUUGUUUCCCUCUGAGGUUAUUUCUCCUCCCUGUGGGGGUCAUUCAUUCACACCUGUGUCGUGUUUGCAGAGCCGCGUGGAUCGAUAAGUGCCGUCCAGACAUCCUUAUCUCUGAGUCAACAUACGCCACCACCAUCCGAGACUCAAAGAGAUGCAGAGAGCGGGACUUCCUGAAGAAAGUUCAUGAAUCUAUAGAGAGAGGAGGAAAGGUAUUAUCACAGUCAGUUUGAGAACAGUAGGUGGUCUGUGAGAAGUGUGUGCAGCACUUGGCUUGUGUUCAGUUGUUUUGUAGUGUGACUUUGGGCAUUUCAGCAUCACCAUAUGGUUGGGCUGGGCGAUAAAACGAUAACGAUAUAUAUUGACAAUUAAUUUCCCUCAAUAUCAAUAUAAAAUAAGUCUGCACGAUAUUGGAAAAAACUAACAUUGCAAUUUUUUUCAACCCUGCGAUAUAUAUUGUGGUAUUACAAAAUACAGGAAAACCACUUUAUGCUGUGCUGUACUGCUGAAGUCUCAUGGACAAUUAACCUGCACUGAUUUGACCUCUUUUUGUGAAUGUUAGUAGAAUGACUUCUGUCUGUCUUAGAGAUAUUUUUUGCUUGCUUUUAUUAUGCUGGGACCAGUGUUGUUUUCGUUGACGCCCCUUUUUAUCCACAACGAAGACGGGACGUUGACGAGCUAAAUAUAAGUCUUAGAUGACUAAAAUGUGACAGGUGAAGCGGACAGCACUGUCGUUGAGAAAAAAAGAAAAUGAGCGCUACCCCCCGCAGAAAUGAUGGUGAAGGCUCAAUAGAUGACGACAUCGGCGACAACACUGGCACAAAAAUGUCAGUGGUGUGGAGGUAUUUUGGUUUUUUGAGGUCAGACAUGAGGCAGAGUAAUGUGUACUGUAAUGUAAAUUAUGCCGAGUACAUGUUCUCACAAAGUCGGGGAAUACCUCAAAUCUUUUUCACCACCUAAAGUAGUGCCACACGGCAGAGCAUGCACAAUACAAAAGGUUACAAAACCCAGGCGGAGCAAGGAGCCGAAAGAGCCGACCAUUCAAUCUGCUUUCUCUAGCGCAACACCUUACGACAAAAACGUCAAAGAGACACAAAGACCUCACAGAUGCAGGAGAUUAUUGUACUGCAAAAGACAUGCUACCAAUAAGCACUGUUAAAUUUCAUUUUUAUAAUGUGAUAAACUUUUAUAAAAUAAAAAAAUAUAUUGUGAUAAACUUUUUUCUAUAUCGCCCAGCCCUACCAAGAGGUCAUACUUAGACACUAGUGUAGUGUUGCUGUAAUCACAGACUGCCUUUCUUUCAUUUUUAGGUUCUAAUUCCGGUUUUCGCCCUCGGGAGAGCUCAAGAACUCUGCAUCCUGCUGGAGACGUUCUGGUACAGCUUCUCCUCCAUUCCCUAAAACACUUACCUGAAGCCAAACACGUCAAAAUAACCCGUUUAAAGUUGGUGAAUGUGAAGGAGCUCCUGUAAAAGCUGCUAAUGAGAGGGCAGGCCAGUGAUGUGGGCUGAUAAUAACCGUUCUCCGGCUGAGUGAUAUCAGAAAAAAGCCCAAUUAAAGCUAAUGAUGUUAAUGAUAAAAAGAUACAGCCCAAUUGAGAAUAAUAAGCACCCAGAGGGGUCAGGAUUUGUCUGUGUUUUAAAAGCUUCCUUGAAAAGCUCUUUUACUUUUAUUAAGCUUGAUAGGAGAGCUGUGGUGUGUGAACUUUUUUUGGUGUUAAGCGGCUGCUCUAAUUAUCUCCUCUCGCCCACCAGGGAGAGGAUGAACCUGAAGGCCCCCAUCUACUUCUCCACCGGGCUGACAGAAAAGGCGAAUCAUUAUUACAAGCUGUUUAUAACCUGGACCAAUCAGAAGAUCCGUAAAACCUUUGUACAGAGAAACAUGUUUGAGUUUAAGCACAUUAAGGCUUUCGAUCGCUCCUACGCUGACAAUCCUGGACCCAUGGUGAGUGAUGUUCACAUUUAGAUGUAUAUAUUUAAGAUGUUUAAUACUCAAACAUCGACAUGUGCUCCUCCAGGUGGUGUUUGCGACACCAGGUAUGCUGCAUGCGGGUCAGUCUUUGCAGAUCUUUAAGAAAUGGGCCGGCAAUGAGAAGAACAUGGUGAGUCUCUUACGGGAAAUGUUUUCUUCACAGACGACAGCACUUUGCACAAAUUCUCAGUUUGUCUUUUUCUUUAAUUUAAGGUGAUCAUGCCGGGAUAUUGUGUACAAGGAACAAUCGGACACAAGAUCCUGAACGGGCAGAGGAAGCUGGAGAUGGAAGGAAGAGCAACAGUAAGGCGGUUUUUGGAGAUGUAGUGAAGUUUGAUCAUAACCAGAGUCGAGUCGAAGUUUGAUCAGAGCAGUUUGAUUUAUUUUUUUUGGUAAUUUUUUUUUAAAUUGACAUUCAGAGUUAGACAUUCCCAAUAUAUACGUCAUGUAAGCAGACUUCUCGCAUCUGUUGUCUGCCCUAAAUGUUACUAAAGUUGGUUUAACUAGAGAAGCAAGCGGUCGGCAACAUUAAUCUCUCAAGGGGGUUUUUAACUCGGUGUUGCGGUGUGUUUGACUCUAAAUUAAUUUUACGCCAGAAUAUCCCUUUAAACUUCACACUAAUAUUUACUAACUGUCUCAUUUCUCUGUCAGUUGGAUGUGAAGCUGCAGGUGGAGUACAUGUCCUUCAGCGCUCACGCGGACGCUAAGGGCAUCAUGCAGCUCAUCCGUAUGGCGGAGCCUCGAAACAUGCUGCUGGUGCACGGGGAGGCCGCCAAAAUGGAGUUCCUGAAGGGCAAGAUCGAGCAGGAGUUCAGUAAGUGCACCUCGGUCCGUAUGUUUAGAUAGACCUAUGAACCAGAUUGUAGGGGAGACGGCCUCUUAAGUCGCUGUUUGUGUUUUUCAGGCAUAGACUGCUACAUGCCAGCCAAUGGGGAGACGGCUACCGUGACUACGAACCCCAGUGUACCUGUGGACAUCUCACUCAACCUGCUCAAGAGGGAGAUGGCACUAGGAGGUAGGUUUUAGAGUUUCCUCUCAGUGCCAUGGCAACAGUGUGAUAGUCCAGUGUUUGUUCAUGUUUUUUCUUGUAUCUAAGGUCCUCUUCCUGAUCCCAAAAAGCCUCGCACCAUGCACGGCACCCUGAUCAUGAAAGAAAAUGUAAGUUUGUUUAAUUUUUCAUUUUACUGGAGACCUUUAGAGUCGUGGAAUUUCCCCCAUAAAGGUGAAACUGAUGCGAAUCAUUUCAAUCUCCUUCGGUUUUUCUCCUGAUCUCAGAGUCUGAAGCUGGUCCCGUCGGAGCAGGCCCUGAAGGAGCUCGGCCUCAACGAACAUCAGUUACGCUUCACCUGCCGCGUGCCGCUCCAAGACCCGCACAGUGACACCGACACACUUCACAGAGUCUACACACACCUGAAGAGGUGAGAGGAGCGCCGCAUGAGGGGUCACUGAACCUCUGCUUACCCACAUGUGACGUUUUAAAAUUCACACCAGACUGACCGUUAUCUAGCUUUUCUUAAUGCAAGAGAUACUGCUGGUGUGAUAGACAUAUUUAUUCAUGAGUCAUAUUUCGACACACUUUAUCUACCACACUCGAGGUGUUAGAUAAAAAGCGCUAACUUCCGCAUGUUUCCACUGUUUCAGCGUUUUAAAAGGUUACACCAUCCAGCAUCUCCCCGACGGCACAGUCAUGGUGGAGUCGAUCGUCAUCAAGGUCUCCUCCUCCGCCGAAGACACCAACAGCAAAGUCCUCCUACUGUCCUGGAGUUAUCAGGUGAAACACUUUUUACAAUCACACUUAAACAGGCUUAAAUCCUUUUAGUAUCGGACUAAAUGCAAAUUUUUGGGUGUAAAAGCAGCAUUCAACUAAACAAAAUAAAAGAAGUAUGUGACAAUUGAAGAAGGCAGAGAAAGGGCAAAAAGUGGAGAAGUAGAUAUAAGCCGAUUUUCAUUCAGACCCAACUAAUCAUCAUGUGGAGGGAGGAAAAACAGAUGUUAGGGAUCAUAAAAAAGACAUUUAAAGGUGUGAUUUUCAUGAUUAGGCUCUUAUUUUGAUAAUUUAGGGUUUUUUUUUCCUUAUAUUGUGAGUUCAACAGCUUCCUGAAAGAGAAGGAAUCAAAUCUAAAUCUUCAGUUCCUUUCUGUGCAUCUUCAUCCUCUAUUCCAGCACUUUGAUUAUAUCUUGACUUUGGCAAUACGACACAUCAUGCAAACUCAACGUGGAGUUUAGUAAAGCUUUGAAUAGGGACGUUUACGGUUGUUUAUUAUUCAUUUUAUCAAGUCAGUAGGCUUGUGUUUCAUUAUCAUGUAAAGGUGAAAUAAAAGGGGGCCAUGAAUUGAUCCCUGUGGAACUCCAUAUUGAGCUGUUUUGGAAACAAACUCUGACAGACUCUGACUGUAGCAGAAGAAUGAUGUGUUGUAGUUUUGGUGUCGUAAUCUCAUAAAUUAUUGUUUGCUGUGAGGAAGUCGGACUAAAAAUUAAUCGAAAUGGCGCGAUUAGCUCAGCUGCGUGUCAGUACUCGCAUACCACAGUUCCCUCUUCCUCUGCUUUAUCUGUUGUUAAACGUGACCAUCAGAUAGUUGUAGGAGACCACCGACCUCAGGCUCAUCUUAUUUUUUAUCACAGUCACUUCUAAAACAAGACACCAAGAUUUUAUAACCUUAAACACGUUUCCUGUGUUAGUUGAUACUUUAUCUAUGAAUGAUACUUCCUUGUUUAUACCUUUAGGAGAGACUUAAAGUUAAAUCUUUUCUUUAAAGUUAAAAAUGAGCUAACUGAAAUGUAAAAAAAUCCUGUGGGUUUCAGACUCUGUUGCACGUUGCACCUAAAGGAAAGACCUGAAAUCAUUAAGCUUUUGUCCUUCAGAGAUGAGGAGAUAAAAUAUUAACUCUUGUUUUCAUUUGAACAUUUCAGUUAUUGUAGAUCUGUUAUAAAUGAAUGCAAGCAUUAAAUUUCCUCUUCUAUAAACGGUCUUGAUGCAAAACCUCCUUUCUUGAUUUUGUAAAAAACGUGAAAUCAUAACGCCUCGUUUUCUGAGGUGACAGCAUGAGUCUGCAUCCAGCGCAGAAAUGAGCAGCAAUUACUCGAUUUGAUUCCCGGCUGGUUGGACUCCUCACUAUCACUAUCACUAUCAAAAAUGUAUCAAACAAAACAACUACAAGACCUCAUGGCAGCCAAGAUGGAGAAAAAAGAAGCUAAAUGCACAAAAAUUAAGAAAUACUUCAUGUUUCUGCUCAGUGUUUUUGUCUUCAUGCCAUAGUAUGCUGGUUGUUUUUUACUAUUUAAACAAUCUGGUUUGAUGAGCCACACGAAGUGAAAACAUUCGCGUGGGCAGAGCAUACUCGGUGGGUUUUUCCACAGUGAGACAGCAGAUGAAAGUAGAGGGAGGGGAAACCGCGCUGCUGAACUCGACGCAGUGGAAGGAGAAGAGCGUCUGCGGCUUCAUGUGUUCCACGCAGAGGGGAGAAAAAUGAAAGCGUUUGUGUGUCCGUCACUUUUUCUAACUUGAGUUGUCUCAAAUGAACGCAGAAGAAAUGUGACUGUGGGCAGAGAUCGAACGUUUGCUGCUGAUUGUGAUGGAAGAAUUUCUCCAAAUUGGUGUUAGUGUGUGUGCUGUAAAAAGUAGAAUAAUCUCUGAACUUCAAAUUUAUCCUCCUUUUUAUACUGUAAAAAGUUUAUUCUCUUAAGAGUCUGUGCUGUGUAACAUGGGAAAAAACAGUUUCCUCAGUUAGUCUGACACCUCCUCACAUCCGUGGUUUCAGAUGUACUGAGAUAACUGUUCAAAAAUAGUCACUCAUGUUGUCUUUUUAUAUCAUGAAGCCACAUCAGUAUGUAUUUCACUCUGUUUGUAACCGGUCAGAAACUCUUCACAGGAGCUUAAAUUCACUUUUCUCAUGAGAAAAAGUGCCAAAUAUUUGAGGAUUGUGGGAUUUUUUUAUUUAUUACAUGACCUGAUCAACAAAAAAGAAUAAACAAAACUAAAAAUACACAAUAAUCAAACUAAAAACAGCACGUUUCAAAAAGACUAUAAGGUAUCAACUUAGGUUUCCUACCACGUCCUAUAGACAAGGUUCCUACACAAGUAUGGAAAAGUAUGGAAGUAAUUUGAUCAGUUUCCAGGUCUUAAAAAGUUUGGAAAAUGAAAAAUAAAGUAUGGAAAAAUAUUUAUGUUAACAGACUAUGUUACCAUAGUAAUGAAAUACUGUUUUCUAAAAUAGAAAAGGAGGUAUUUGCAAAAAUAAUUCUAAAAAGUAAGGUACGGAAAAGUAUGGAAAUUCCAACUGUGUAGGAACCCUGAAUAAAUCUGUACAAACUUUAUACACAAAGUUCUUUGUACUUCCCAAAUAUUCAUCUUGUGCCAAAACUUAAACAAACGUGUUUACCAUCCAGACUGUCGCACAAGUCAAGCCCACAAAUUUACACACACAAACUGAAUUUACAAAAACAGGGUGAUACAGUUUACAGUCGUUUUCUUCUUCUCCGUCAUUGUUAACAAUACAUCUGUAUGUCAAACUAGUUGAGCGAACUCUGAAAGAACCAAAAAGAGGUCAAACAAACUCUGGUAAAUGCAAAAAUAAGAGGUUUACAGUUUUAUUCCAGGGGAUUUCAGGUUAGAAACAAACUUUUUGGAUGCUAGAGUUAGUCCUCUGCAGGUCAAGUUGUACAUUUUAGAAAGUCUCUGAAAAAGACAAAUUCAAGAAGUAAACGGAUUGGACCUUUGAUUUUUGUGAGCUUUAAUCAUCAAGAUUCAAAUGACAUGAAAUAUUUUACAGUAUGGGUAAAAAUUAGCUUUUUCUGGACGUCGUAGUAUUUUGAUCUGAUUCUGUUCAAAUUAAAAAUGGAGCUUAUCUGCUGUCUGUUCCAGGAUGAGGACCUGGGGAGUUUCCUCUCGACUCUGCUGAAAAAAGGGCUUCCAUCUGGACUCUGCUGAGGGACUCUCCGUGUAACUUUAGCCCCUAAACUGUGAAAACUACUCUGCCAAGCCUGGAUUUGUGGCGGCUGAAGAUCUCAAAAAGUUACCCGUAAACUUCAAAAAGGUGGAAAUUAGUCGUGAUAAUGGACUUAAAGUGGCUCCAGCCCAGAUUUGCAGAUUCUCAUGGACAUUUUUCAUUUCUAUUAGAAACGUUUCUUUGUUUGGAUGUAAAAUAAACCUCUUUAUAGGAAAGUUU
Messenger RNA from Xyrichtys novacula (pearly razorfish), 9601 nucleotides. Lineage: Eukaryota; Metazoa; Chordata; Actinopteri; Labriformes; Labridae. The record is from the annotation of a GenBank genome assembly.